AUUGCAACUCUGAGUCCAGCAGACAUAAACUACAAUGAGACAUUAUCCACACUCCAAUUUGCUGAGAGAGCAAAGGAAGUGAAGACAACAGCUGUGAUUAAUGAAAGUUCAACAGAAAAGCUUGUCCGGGAAUUGAAGGAAGAAAUUGAGAGACUGAAAAAGUUACUGAGUAAUGCUAACUCUACACCAGAUGAUGAGGAUAUGAAAAAACAAGUGGAGGAACAAAUGGCAGCCACAAAAAGAGAGCUAAAUGAUAUGGAAACAUCAUAUGACCAGAGAACUAAAGUAGCACAAACAGAGCUGUUGGUAAAACUUGCUGCUGAGAAAAAGAAAGCAGAAGACAGAAAGGUGAUUCCACAUUUCUGGAAUUUGAGUGAAGAUCCAGCAUUAACUGGAAUGCUGAUUCAUUUUUGUAGAGAAGGUACAGUCACAAUUGGAAACAAGAAUGCCGUUCCUGUGCCAGACAUUAUAAUGAAUGGCCUAAGCAUUCAGAAAGAGCACGCUUCAGUAACAAAUCAAAAAGGAGUAGUAACUCUAAAGUCACUCUUCAAUACCAAGAUCUUUAUCAAUGGAAAGGCGUUAAAUGAAAGCCAGGAGCUGCAUCACAAUGAUAGAGUUCUGUUUGGACCCAACCACUUGUAUGUAUUUCACCAUCCCCAAGAUGAAACUAAAUUGAAAAAAGCAGGAGAAUCUGUAGAACAGCCAACAUAUGACAGUGCUCAAGAAGAGCUAGCUAAAGAGUUAGGUCUAAUGACUGACAGUUCUGCAAUGUCUAAAGAGGAUCUAAUUCUCCAAGACUAUCUAAUUGAACUACUUCCAAAAGUUAAUGAAGCUAAUGCGAUGUCCGAGGAGCUGGGCAAAAAAGUGAAGUUUGAGAUCUGUCUCAUAUCACCUCAGGCUCGGGGACUUCGAGAUGGAUUGACAGAGGUGAUGGUCAAAAUGAAUAUGGAAAAUGGAAACAGGUGGCUGUUAAACCGCAAUACUUUCAUAGAUAAGAAGUAUCUGAUGGAGGAAAUGUAUCAGAAUUAUAUACAAGGAGAUCCAAACUGGGAUUUACCAAAGGAGAAAGACCCCUUCUGGCAGUCACACAAAACUCCUGUGCUUGUAGGCACUGCUCACGUUUACCUGAAAUCAGUCGCUCACCUUGUUGACAUGGAUGACAGCUUGAUCAUUAUGGAUUUUAAAGGCAAAGAAGCAGGUCAUCUGCUGAUUGAACUUAUUCCUUGUGAUGCAAAGUGGAAUGUGCUAAAAUCUGAUUUUUAUCUUGAUGAUCCUAAUGAACUGAUGGGGCAACCAUUAUAUUUAAAGUUCAGAAUCAAAGGAGCAAGAGGAAUUCCAGCAAACUUUCACACUACCAAUUGUUCAUACAAGUUUUAUCUGGAUGAUAAGCCUACUAAAACCAAGGAAAUUAAAGGCACAAUCAACCCAGAUUAUGAUCACGACAGACAAAUCAGCUUCAAUUCUGUUACACAACAGCUGCUUGAUUACCUCAGCAAAGAAUCUGUAACAGUUGAAGUGUGGGGUCAACAGAAAGAGGAAAUUAUUAGACCAAAGACAGAGAACUCAAAUACUGUACGUCUGACCAGAAAAAGUGCUAAGCUGAAG
Candidula unifasciata is the source of this 1605-nucleotide messenger RNA. NCBI's taxonomy places the organism in Eukaryota, Metazoa, Mollusca, Gastropoda, Stylommatophora, Geomitridae. The record is from the annotation of a GenBank genome assembly.